AGAACAGACAUCUUCCUCUUGUUCUACCUGAGAGACAAUCCUAAAGUUUACAAAAUACUGCAAAAGCAGCUCUCUGCAAUUAACUGCACAAUGCAGCUAGAUUUUGAGGAAGAAGAGGCAGUAGUAAGUGGAGAUAUAGAGAAGGGGCUUGGAGGACCUUGUGACGGUGCAGCAGAACACUGGGAACUCCAAGUGGACAAGAUCUUCAUUAAUCUCAUUGAAAGCUACAGGAUCCAUCAUGUGCUUGAGCCCAAACAGGUCAAAAAGGUCCUGCAGGAUCCCUUCUUUGUCACUGAUGACGUAAAAGUUUACUCAGAGAGUGGUUAUGCUGUGAUGGUUGGGGAAGCUGACGUGGUGAAGGAGAAAAUUGCAGUUCUAGAUAAAAGUGUAGCAGUACGUAAAGAGCAGCAAGUUGUGGAGAAGCAGUUCAAACUUAUUGAAGAGGAUUUCAACAGAGAGAUGAGCACAUUUCACCCAGAGGUAAAAAUCAACUGGAGUGUUAACAUGGUCUUUUUAGAAGGCCCUGAAGAGCAAGUACAGUCUGGAUCAACAAAACUUAACGAACUGAUAAUGAAGAUCCAAGAAAAGAAGGUGAAUCUUCCUGCAGAUUUAAUUGCCUUUAUGGCCACCAGCAAUGCCAUCACCAAGUAUCAAACUCAGUUUCAACAAAGUCUCAGAAGUCCAGUUUACUUUGAGGUGGGAUCAGAGCUGCUUCUUUCUAGUUUGUCUUCAGAUGCCCUAAAUGAAGCUGAGACAACACUGCUGAGAGAUUUAAAUGUAUCAAGUGUGAAUCUUCAGGGUGCUGCAGCCAAACCUCCAGAUCUAGACCAACUCAAAGAAAUUCUUAUCAAAGCAAAGAAUGAAGCAAACUGUGGUGAGCAUAGGGUGGAUGUUAGCUUUGUCCCUGGAUACAGUGGUACUCCAUCAGUUAAAGUACAGCUGGUGGGCUACACUGAACAAGUGAACAAGCUUAAAGAGCUUCUCCAUGACUAUCAGGCGAAUCAGGUAUCAGUUCAAGAUGUCCUCAGCUUGCAGUGUCCUGAACUAGUUGACUGCUUUGAUAAAAUCUUAGGAAUAAUUGGCAUGAAGCCGACUGAUGUGAAACUCUCAGCCACCCAUUUUCCAAAUCCAUGUGUACUGUUGUCUGGUCCCCGUUUUCGGGUUCAGGAGACCAAGCAGGCCCUUAUGGUCACUCUGGCUAGCAUGACAUUUGACACAUUAGUCCUGGAUGGUCCUGGAGCUCUGCAAUACUUCCAAGGAGAAGGGAAAGAAAGCAAGGAGCUGGUUGAAAGUUCAUGCCAGGUGAUUAUCAGGGAAAAACAAGGAGUUAGCUCACCAUCAGUGACAACCAUACAGCGAAGCCUCAGCAACAUCAGUAGCAUCACACCAAGACCCAGGAGUCGCACCAACAUGGUGGAACUGAAUGCGUACAGUGAUAUCAAUCUAGAAAUCAAGAUCUGCAGUUUAGAGGAUGAGCAGGUGAAUGUUUUGGUUGUCCCCACACAUGAUAAAAACCUGUCUUCAACAAAUAUUGGGAAAUCUUUGCUAAAGAAAGGUGGAGACACAGUCAAAUCAAAGUUUGACACAUUAGUAGCAUUAUCUGGCCCUGCCCCUGGCGAUGUUCUGCAGGUUGAUGCCAGCGCAUCUCUGGGGUGCUCCAAAAUAUUCUGCAUUGAGUGCCUAUCUUGGGACAGAGCUGGAGGAAUGAGUGUGCAGGCUCUUGCAAAAGGGUUAAAAACAUGCUUGGACCUCUGUGCAGACAAGGGCUUCAGUUCAGUAGCCAUCCCUAUUAUUGGACCAGGUUUGCUCCUAAAAUACCCUUUGAGUGAAGCCGUUCAAGUUCUGACAGAAAGCAUUCGGCAGUUUGCAUUGUCUGGUCAUUGCAAAAAUGUCAACAGCAUCCACAUCAUUAUUAAACCUGGCUACCCUGACUCAGAGAAGAACUACCAUGAAGUGUACAAACAUCUCAGCCUGAUUAUGAACCAGGGGGGCCGAGCACUCUUCAAGUCCCUAACUAGUGACCUUGAUGAUAUCAAUAUAACUGUAAGAGGCGGCGCUAAACUUCAGUUGGUGUUUGGUGAUGUCACCAAUGAGACCACUGAUGCUGUAGUGAACACCACCGACUUCAAAAAUUUUCACAAUGAGGGUGUUUGCAAAGAUAUUCUAACUGUAGCUGGAGCAGACGUGGAAGCUAAGCUAAAAAAAGCAAAAGUAAACCGAGGAGAUAUUUUUGUGACACAACCUGGAAAGUUCCCCUGUAAAAAACUUUUACAUGUAUGUGGAGGGAAAGAAGCAAGUCUGGUUGAAGAACUUGUGUGUAGCAUUAUUGAGUACUGUGAAAAACUUGGGUUUGCAUCUGUAGCAAUUCCUGCUAUCUGUGCCGGAGCGGCUGGGCUGGACCCUGCUGUCGUUGCUGGUGCAAUCCUACGAGGAAUUAACACUGCCACAUCCUCUGGUCCUGGCUGCACCCUUACAGCUAUUCGUAUUGUCCUUAUUAAGACCAACAUCUUCUUGGCUUUUAAAGAAGAAGCAACACAGAUGUUCCCCAUUUUUAAAAGAAAAGAAUCACAAGUACAGUUGCCUCAGGUACAGUCAUGGGCACCUUCACCUCUGAUAGCAGACCAAAGCAUCCUUGAUAUCAGUACUGCGAGCCAGCAGUCUGUCUUCCUGUUCCUUGGUCAAAGCAAAGAUGAUGUUGAUAAAGCUAAGGAGAAAUUGAAAAAUCAGUAUAAGCUUCAAUGCUCAAAUCAUAUCUUUAAAAAAGAGCAGCUUAAGAGUCUCACAGAAGAUGAUAUUGUAGAUGUACAGCAACUGGUGGAGUCAGAGGGUCUGUACAUGACAAAGGAUCUGUCCGGAAACUUGACAAUGAAUGGUAUGAAAGAUGGGGUCAACAAAGCAAUUGUUUUGUUUAAUUCAUUACUGCAUGAUAACCUCAGGAGAGAGGUGAGGGAGAAAGAUGAGGAUGACUUGCAUAUUCGUGUGAUGUGGUGUAUCCUGGGGCAAAAUGGAAACUGGGAGAGACUCCCCAAGACAGCCAAUUACAACCUGGAAAAGAAGGAUGUUGCUGAAGGAAUUGCUGAUGUACAAGGAGUCACAUGGCAAGUGGAUCUGCUUCAUUUAAAAGCCCUAACUCCAGGAAAGACAACAUUUCUCAAGCGUCUUGAAAAUCUGAAAGACUUCACUUUUCCUUUGUACUGGGACAACAUGGCCAGCGAUGAAGCCAUGAAGGUGGUACCUCUGCAGCCUAAUUCGGAAGAGUACAGAAGGGUGGAGGAAGGAUUCAAAAGGACUGCUAAUAAAACUGUUAUGAAGAUUGAGCGUCUACAGAACAUUCAUCUACGUCGUGCUUACGAGGUACAAAAGAAACAGAUAUCGCAGAAGAACAAACAUGAGGGGGGUGCAAAUGAGAAGUUUCUGUAUCAUGGGACGACGCAGGACAACUGUAACUCUAUCAUGACAACUGGCUUCAACAGGCGCUUCUCCGGGCAAAAUGCAACAUCAUAUGGAAAGGGAACCUACUUUGCUGUAGAUGCCAGCUACUCCUGCAACCCCACCUACUCCAGGCCAGCUGCUGAUGGUUCUCAGCUAAUGUUUGUGGUCAGAGUCCUGACAGGGGUCUACACUCUAGGCCAUAAACGAAUGAGGGUGCCUCCACCUCGUGACGAACAGCAACCCCAGUUCCGUUAUGAUAGUGUGGUGGAUAGAAUGGACAGACCCAACAUGUUUGUUGUGUUUCACGAUAAUCAAGCUUACCCUGACUACCUCAUCACCUUCAAGCCGGCUUGGACUCCUUAUCUGUGAUACCGGGCAUUUGUCCGGUGGGCAGGCCCUAAUUUCAGUGUGCAAGGACCAGCCCUUCUUAAAUCAUACCAGCCCCAACUCUUACUCUGUGGCCGAAGCACCUACCUGUGACAGUAAAUAACUGUAGGAGCUUAAGAAGCAUUACAAAUUUAGCUGCCUAAAUGAUGCAUGCAGUAUAUAUAGUCCUUCCUUUUCAUGCAUAUUCUUGCAAUGGUUGGCAUAUGGUCUAAUUCUCUAUUUCUUCAAACUGUAAAAUCCUUACAACAAACUAAAUUAUAAUAAAACUAAAAUGCUUUCUUUAAACCAAACUACGAUUUUCCUAUUAUAUUUGGUGAAUUUAUGUUAGAAUAUUUUGCAGAAAUAUGUUGCGGUGCACGAUGGGCUAAAAAAUUGGUAAACAUUUUUUUUCUUUAGAUUUAUGGCCUAAGAUAUCAAUAAACUUUAGUUCAAAUUGGGCGAGAUUUUGUGUAUCCAGGUGGUUUUAAGAAACUUUUUGGGGCUGGAAACGUGAGUCAGUGACAUCUGUCAACCAUGCUGAUGUGGUGGGUGGCACUGGUCCAUGGGAAUACGGAUGCUGCAGAUGUUGCUUUGGUUAUAUUUUUAUUUCAUUGGACACCAGUCCGAGCCUAUCAAGCAAACCAGAAGAGAAUCUUCUCAAAGUUUGUAUUAUUUCUGAAGCACUUUUAAUGUUGUACAGUAGCCUAUGAUGUUUUAUAAAGCUGUUUAUUCCCAGACAUCUAAUACUGUCUGUUAUAUCUGAACUCAAGUCAUAUAAAAGGAUGUUAUGGUGCAAAUUAGCCUUAGAAUUUUGAUCUUUUUUCUCAUUUUUAUACCUGGCCAUUUCUGUUGACCAUCUGGAAUUUCUGAUCUAACU
Molecule: messenger RNA, 4675 nt
Organism: Cyprinodon variegatus (sheepshead minnow)
Lineage: Eukaryota; Metazoa; Chordata; Actinopteri; Cyprinodontiformes; Cyprinodontidae
Product: poly [ADP-ribose] polymerase 14-like
Exons: 12
Coding region: 91-3801 (1236 amino acids)
Biological process (GO): negative regulation of gene expression
Cellular component (GO): nucleus; cytoplasm
Molecular function (GO): NAD+ poly-ADP-ribosyltransferase activity; transcription corepressor activity
Source: RefSeq, a predicted model, not a curated record